Molecule: messenger RNA, 993 nt
Organism: Colletotrichum abscissum
Lineage: Eukaryota; Fungi; Ascomycota; Sordariomycetes; Glomerellales; Glomerellaceae
Product: metalloprotease 1
Exons: 4
Coding region: 1-993 (330 amino acids)
Molecular function (GO): metallopeptidase activity
Source: RefSeq, a predicted model, not a curated record
AUGAUCUGCCGGACCAUUCUUCUCCCUAUGUUGUGCAUGGCAUCGCUUUUCAGCGUCGCACUUGCCCAAGCAUCUCAACGUCCUUCUCUGGAUAAUGCAAGGGACCCCCUCAACUGGUGCGGCCAGGAUGAGAAGGUUCAUGCGAUAGGAAGAGAGGACGACUUGGCCGCUCUUGAGGCAUUCUCUAAGCGCUCCUUGAACACUGAACAAGCCUCGAUUCACAUACCUAUCAAUGUCUUCCUGGUCGGAACGGAAGAACAGCGAAGUUCGGUCAAAUAUAAAAUCGAAAUCCGUCAUAUUGGGACCACUCUCAACGAAGGCUACGCUAAGCACGGCAUCACCUUCGGCCCGAUCGAGACAUACGAGGUCGCCAACGACACAUACGCCAACAUGAACCACAUGGAGCACCGGCAUGACAAGACCCGGGAAAUGCAGAGAGCGCUUCGCAUCGGUGGACCUGAAACGUUGAACCUCUACAUUGUGCCGAAAUUGGAUACAGGCCUCCUUGGAUACGCCGCCUUUCCCGACUUAUUGACAAAUCCUUUCGGUAUCGUGGGAGCAACAGGGACGUGGUUCGAUGGAGACGCCGUCGUCAUCGGCCACAGCGCUCUUGACGGCACUCUGUUUGCAAAGGCCGUGAUUCACGAAACGGGACACUGGCUGGGGCUCUACCACCCGUUCCAGGGCUCCUGCAAGAUCCCCAACGGCGACUACAUCCCGGACACGCCGCAGUCGCGGCACGAGAACUACGCGUGUAAGGCCAAGGACACGUGCCCUGAGUUCCCGGGCGAGGAUCUGGUUUGGAAUUAUAUGGCUUACUCGUCGUGUGACAAGAACCUAUCUUUCACCCCAGGCCAAGCCCUUUUCAUGCGUCAGUCUUGGUACAGUUUCCGCGACCCCAAAACCAGAGACCUUCCCGCCGAAUCGCGAGUCCCUUAUCGAACGACACCUAACAAGGAUAUGAUUGUCCGUUCAAGAUUUGGAAAUGCGUAG